AUGUGGGACCAGACUCCCGCCACGAGAGUUCUGUCGCUUAGCAUUUGGAGAAAUCUGUUUGAAGAUAUUUAUAUUCUCGAGGACCCAGUGGCUGCUAAACGUGCCAGUGUUCUGAGUGUUCAAUGCAUCGAGGUAAUCACCUCAGAAGAUGAUUUGAAAGAUACGUACAAGUCACGAGUCAAUGCAUUAGUCAAGCUACGAGGCAGUUCCGAAGGCUGGCUGAGUAAAUGGUCGAUGCUGCUCAGUGAAUGUUUAAAAAUAAUGAGCUCUGGUGAACAGCCAGGGUCCACGAAUUUCGAAGAGUCGCAGUUGUUUGCUAUUAAAGUGCUUGAAACGCUCAAAACUUGUCUUUACUGGAUGUUGCCGAAAACUAUUAGAACCAGUAAUUUAUUAGAGUUUAUCAGUGUUUCGCUGACUUUAGACGACAUCCGUGUUAAGACUCUGGCCGCUGAUUGUCUGCAUGUGCUGUUCACUAGAGUGUUUACUGAUGAAGAAGAUUUCCAAGCCAUUGUCGGUGCAGUAUUUUUGCCGGCCGGUAUUGCUACUUUACAAAGGGUUUAUGAUUCUGUUAAGCUCGAUAUUGAGACGUUUGACGAGAAGUCCUAUAUUUUCAGGAAAAAGCUCGUGGAAAUGAUUGUUGGACUGGGUGAAUAUUUGAAUGUUUCCAAGACCCAGCAACCACAAUUGCAAAUGGCUCAUGUGGAUCUGGACGGGUACCUACGGCUUGUGUUAGCGACUACCAACCAUCCUAGUUUAUUAAUAUCCGGGUUGUCUCUUCAGUUCUGGUGCUCUGUAUUGAGAAUUGAGAAACUUGCAUCCAAACCGGAGGUUAAUAAGUUGUUACUGGAUCUGUUACAGCUUGCUGCUGAUAGGUGUUUGAAGUAUGAAGAUGUCAGUGAAGAUGAUAUUUCCCGACAGUUUUUAGAAUUGGAUUUCGACUCUCCGCCCGAAACUCAUAUGUUUUUAGGAAAUUACAGAAGAUUCAUCGAGGACAUUCUAAGGUUGGUUGUGUGUCGUAUUCCUGAGUCCGCCAUGGCGUAUCUUCAGCAGAGAAUGAGUGCAUUUUUCACGUCCGAGGUCGGAUGGGUUUCACUCAAUUCUGCUAAACUCGAGUAUAACGGCAACCCUGCAUACUAUCUAGCAUUUUCACAAUUCCUUCUUGUAGAAUCUGCAUUGCGUGGUAUUGGACGAUGGAAAAUAUGGUAUCAGUUUCCUGAUAGAGACAUUGUAGCAGCUGGGUUGUCGGAAACGAUCAAAAACUGGGGUCGCGAAUUGACUGCUAUGACUAUAAGAGAUCCUCUGCUGUUACGAAAGUUGGUGCAGUCAUUAGUCCAGUUCGCUCCGUUGCUGAAAGACGAUCUUCCAAUAAUGCUUUUGGUGCUGGAAAAGGUGUUAUCUGCCUGUACAUGUGACUAUCCUGAGAAUGCCACGGACGAGGACCGUGAGUUGAUUCGCGAUCUUCGUACGUCGUGUGCUACUGAACUUAAUAGACUGGCAUACAUGAUCCCGGGGGCAUUAAUGAAAAUAUAUGACGAACUAGAAAGGGUCAUUCGUGACAUUAUUACAUCCAACAAACUCAGUGACCACGAAACCGUAUCAUUCAAAUCAUUCCUUCUCGUCGUGUCGCAGCGAGCCAAUGUUCCUAAUAAAGAAGAGCGAUUCUCAGCAAUAGUAGAUCCGAUUCUACAAUCUUGGAGCGAUGAAGCCACUAUUAAAGGACUGAUGGAUCUUCAAUGGUUUAUGGAACGAGUGGGAAUCGUGAAAAUCGCCGAAUACUUUCGCUCACGCGGUGUCAAUGCCAAUACCGACUUACUAUCAACAGAGAUGGACGAAGCUGGUAAGAAACUCAAAGCAGAAUUAAAAGACAAAUGGUCAGCACUGUUCCCGAUUCGGGCGACCCGGAUCUUCAUCCAAUACACUAUAGAAAAGCUCGAUCACCAGUCGCCUGAAUACCAAUAUUUAUUAAAACUAUGGAAACCACGCAUCCAACCGAUUCUGCCACACAUUCUACAACUAAUUGCGCAAAUCGAGGCGUACCACAACCCCAACAACUGGGUCGACCUACCCGCUGAAGUCCAAGCGUUUGUAAAGUACAGUUGUACCGAGAGAUUCUGGCAAGUGGGAGUGUCAACUCAAACCCGCGAUGAGUUUGUCGACGAGAGUGUCAAAGCUAUGCAUACGCUGCGGGAUUUUGCUGAUUCGGUGGGUCACAUUAUCCGAUAUACCAGAGAAUAUGCGUUUUUGACGCUUGGAUCCAUCAGCCAGCUCGAGGAGACUUUGUACGAAGUGCCGGGAAUCGCCAAGAGUCUUUGGCAAGCGCUAGCAGGCGACUCGGCCGGUAUCACGUCUCAUUCAUGGCGACAUAUGAUCUCGCUGGUACUGCGAAAUCUGAUUAAAAACUGUCCAGUGAAACUAAUCAAGCCGUUUAUGGUGGAAUUUCUACCAAUGGUGCUGACCAAGCUGGACGAGGUGCUGGUGGAGAAAUGGGAAAAGACGUAUCAACGCGGAUUACAGCUGACUGGCGGCGAAGCUGAAGAUGACCUGUCUGAAGAGAUGAUGGAAGAGCAUUUAUUAAGACAGCUGACUGCCAUUGUUGUUCGAAUGAUGAUAGAUCUAGCAGGCCAGCUCGGAGCGCGACCCGCUUCAGGAGAAGGUGAAGUCGAUGAAAACAGUAAACAGUCGGUUCUACAUGCGACAGUACUUCAAAAUAAAGAGAUCCUGGCACCGUUUCUGACCCUCUGUUCACAUAUGAUGCUGUUCAGAGACAACCGGUGCAGUUUCAACUGCUGUCUCAUUGUACGAAACAUUCUUCCCCAGAUUCUAGGAAAAGACGGCGAAGUCGAUAUGUUCCUUUGUGAAGUGAUGAUGAAAACGUGUCUCGAAAUCCUCAGCAAUAAACAUCUCGACGACGUUCACAGCGAAGCUGGCUACAUCAUCACCACCAUCUACACGAUCCUACGUGGCCACAGCCAACAACCGUUCCAAACGCUAUCAUCGCUCCUUCCUGAAGUAUCAGCCGAGUCAUUAAUGGCGUUUGAAAUGCGAUUAGCAGCCGCCAAAUCGCUCCGCCAGCAACGAGGCGUGUUCCUAGAGUUCCUGUCCUUAGUCAAAGCCAUGGAAAACAGCGACCAAGGCGACCUGUCAAGCCGCGAAGCCCAACGGGCCAAAGCAGAAAAAAAACGCGUCGACUCCAGCAAAAUCCACGCCCUCACCAAAAAAAACACCACCGGCGGCGACCUCAUGGACGCCGAGGGUCUCGACGCAGCGUCCAUCGCCAACCUCUUCGGCGACGAGUGA
Messenger RNA from Sugiyamaella lignohabitans, 3297 nucleotides. RefSeq names its product Msn5p (gene MSN5). Lineage: Eukaryota; Fungi; Ascomycota; Dipodascomycetes; Dipodascales; Trichomonascaceae. Bases 1 to 3297 code for a protein of 1098 amino acids. The record is from RefSeq and is a predicted model, not a curated record. The transcript has a single exon. Gene Ontology annotation, cellular component: nucleus; cytoplasm; RNA nuclear export complex. Gene Ontology annotation, molecular function: nuclear export signal receptor activity; RNA binding. Gene Ontology annotation, biological process: protein export from nucleus; RNA export from nucleus.